This is a messenger RNA of Micropterus salmoides (largemouth bass), 1045 nucleotides long. Its product is annotated as hepatitis A virus cellular receptor 1 homolog. The record is from RefSeq and is a predicted model, not a curated record. Lineage: Eukaryota; Metazoa; Chordata; Actinopteri; Centrarchiformes; Centrarchidae. The transcript is spliced from 5 exons. Bases 268 to 954 code for a protein of 228 amino acids.
GCCGGAGCACCCGGAGAGAACCCACGCGGACACGGGGAGAACAUGCAAACUCACAGAAAGGCCGGGACGACCAGGGUCCUGUGGUGUCACUGUUUCAGUUCUGCACCAUCAUGAUGAAACCACAGGCUGCAGAGUCUCAUCAGGGGGUGUGUUUCUGCAUUUUUGCGUGUGUAGUUAAAAACAAACCAACCUGUAAAACUGAAACCUGAAAAACGCCGCUCGCUUACUUGGGUGCAUGUUGCUUCAUCGUGACCAUCUGUCAGUUCGAUGUGGAUCAUGAAGACUGAGAGCAGGUUGGACUUGAUGCUGCUGCUCGUUCUUCUCACAGUCGGUGAAAGUGACGGCAGCUCAGUUGUUGGUCAAACAGGUCAGAGCGUCACUCUGUCCUGUAAAUAUGACAUCACCUAUUAUGGACCUCUGGAAGUCUGCUGGGGUCGAGGUGAAUUACCAAAGUUUGGCUGCAGCGACCAGCUCGUCUCCACAGACGGACAUAAAGUGAUAACCAGAGCUUCCAGCAGGUAUCAGUUACUGGGACGACUGGAGGCAGGUGAUGUUUCUCUGACCAUACUGGACCUCACAGAGACGGAUGCUGGACGGUACGGGUGCAUGGUGGAGAUACCUGGAUGGUUCAAUAAUGACAAACAUCACCUGGAUCUGAUCGUCGAGAGAGCUCCUCUUCAUACCUGCACAGUCAGAUCAACGACCAUCACGGCAACGACAGGAAGUGAUGUCACAGACAACGAACCCACGCAGGUCACACGGGCUCCGGAGAUGUGGAGCACAGCUGUCCAGCAGGUAAACAGUCUGCAGAGCUUUGUUGGAAACACACUGAGAGUCUCCUUCAUCGUCUUCAUACCUGCACUGCUGCUGAUCACCUGUUACAGAGUUUGGAGGAGGAACCAGACUGACAGGAGGCUGAACCAAUCAGAGAAGGAGGACACAGAGAGUCUCUAGCGUUGUUAAAGCCUUUUAUUUUUUCAUAAAUCUUUGAUGUAAUUAAAUUAAAGCUGUUCUCAGUAAAUAAAAUAAAGCUGUUCGUGUUUUA